CUCGAAAACUUGAAGCUCGAUAUCGUCUCCAUUAUAAACCUCGACUUCGUUACGACGAACGACUCGCACCAAGCACCCGACAUGGCGCCUGAUUCGCUCGUUCUAGUCACUGGUAUCAAUGGCCACAUCGCUAGCGCCACAGCCGUCCGGCUCCUGGAGCAGGGUUACCGCGUGCGCGGGACCAUCCGUUCACUCUCCCGCACGACAUUCCUACGGAACGCCUUCGCACAUUACGGGGGUCACUUCGAGAUAGUAGAAGUAGCGGACAUUACCGCGGAGCACGCAUUCGAUGAUGCAAUGAAGGGAGUGGACGUAGUGAUCCACGUCGCUUCUCCAGUACACAUGGACGCUAAGAGUCCUGACGAACAUAACAUCCCCGCAGUUCAAGGAUCGCUGGGUAUCCUACGUUCAGCGCGUGCCGAGCCUAGCGUCACGCACUUCUGCUACAUGAGCUCGAUAGUGACGCUCAUCGCGACUGCCAAAGACCCCAAAACAGAGGUGAUCACGCCCGACGAUUGGAACGUGAAGUCGGAGGAAUGGGCGCACACCUUGGAGCCGUCCCACCCUCGGAAAGCCUUUCAUAUAUACUGUGGAAGUAAGGUUCGUGCCGACAAGGCAUGUUGGGAGUACAUACAGACGCACAAGCCGAACUUCACUUUCACGACGGUGCUGCCAGGGCCUACUUUCGGUCCAAUUCAUAAUCCAGUGACGAGGCCUCCUGGAGGCGACACCUCGCUUGGCCAAGUGUACGACUUCAUCGCCGUCCCACCGCGCAUCAAGGAUGCCUCCACGGUCGUCAAUUUCCCGUUCGUCCACGUAUACGACGUGGCUGAUCUGUGCGUGCAGUCUAUCACGAAUCCCGACGCGCACGGGAAGCGACUAGUAGCAGUGCACGAGAAGGUUGCCUUCGCUGAGAUUGGGGACAUCCUACGCAAGGCAUACCCGGACCGCCCCGUACCGCCUGGCACAGUCGACGGUGCCUGCUUGGACUAUCCGGACAGAGAGGUGAUCAGGUGGGACACGUCGCUGAGCACGGAGGUACUCGGAGGAAAGUGGAGAUCACUCGAGGAUGCGAUAAUGUCGUGCGCAGCAGACUUGGCGGAGAAGGAGAAGGGCGGGUGGGACAUAGAAUAGGUGGAGUUGUAUAUACAGGCUACCUUGGAUACACGCCGCUGUCAUGAUGGUCUCGCUAUAAUCCCUGCUCCUGACCGACACUGCCUCUGCGGAGAUCGCACAUCCAUCACAGUCUGCAUCAUUGGG
This is a messenger RNA of Fomitopsis serialis, 1260 nucleotides long. RefSeq lists its product as uncharacterized. The record is from RefSeq and is a predicted model, not a curated record. The transcript is spliced from 5 exons. The coding region runs from base 82 to 1134 and encodes 350 amino acids. Lineage: Eukaryota; Fungi; Basidiomycota; Agaricomycetes; Polyporales; Fomitopsidaceae. Gene Ontology annotation, molecular function: oxidoreductase activity, acting on the CH-OH group of donors, NAD or NADP as acceptor.